AUGAGUGGAAGUAAAAGAAUUGUGUGCCUGUCCAUUAUAGUGAUGAUGGUAAUGAUUCUAUCAAUUUCUCAAAAUAUAAAUUGUGUUAGUGAUUCCGCAUUUGCUCCUUCAGAAGAGAAAAGAUUGUUCCACAAACCAUCAUCUUGUGUUGAAGAUGCAAGGACAAUUCCAAACUGUGUCCACGCAGUGAAGCAUUUCCAUUUCAAAAAUGUUACAAAAGAAUGUUGCAUAGUUUUAUUCGGUAUUCCUGAAGAUUGUUUAGGCAUUUUGUUUCCUAGGCGGUUUUUUUAUCGUUUUAUGCUUAAAAUUACAUGUAAGUUAUUAGGUAUCAUCAAGGUUUAG
Molecule: messenger RNA, 342 nt
Organism: Raphanus sativus (radish)
Lineage: Eukaryota; Viridiplantae; Streptophyta; Magnoliopsida; Brassicales; Brassicaceae
Exons: 1
Coding region: 1-342 (113 amino acids)
Source: RefSeq, a predicted model, not a curated record